GCAGUCUCUUCGUAUUCUCCUCUCUAUAAAACAACUUCCACUCUCCCUUCUCUUCUUCAUCCUCAUCUUCAUUUUCUCGUUUGCCUCAUUUUGAUCUCUCUCUCUCUUCCCCUAUCUUUUUUAUGGCUGAAUAUAACACCGAAAUGAACAAACUCAGUUACGAGAUCUUCUCCAUUCUUGAAAACAAGUUUCUCUUCGGCUACAACGAAGACCCCAAACAGCAGAAAAAAGCCAAUCACAAAGCUGUCAAUCGAGGGAAAGUAAGAAUCCUCUCAAUCGAUGGCGCCGGCGCCACCGACGGUAUUCUGGCUGGGAAAUCACUUGCCCUCUUGGAAUUCUUUCUCUCGAAAAAAUCUGGCAACCCCAAUGCACGCAUUUCCGAUUAUUUUGAUGUAGUUGCAGGGUCUGGUGCCGGAGGGAUUCUUGCUGGUUUGUUGUUUACACGUGGCAAAGAUGGUAACCCCAUGUUUACAGCUAAACAAGCGCUCGAAUUUAUGAUCGAGAAUCGCCCGGGAAUUUUCCGACAGUCAUCAGGUGGGAUUCUCCGGCGGGUUCUCCGGUCUGGUAAGGUGGAGAAGUUGUUUCGGAAGACUUUUGGCGAGUGUACUCUGAAGGAUACUGUGAAGCCAGUGCUGAUCACGUGCUAUGAUCUGGCCACGUGCGCGCCGUUCUUGUUAUCCCGCGCUGACGCGAUGGAAGUGGACGGCUAUGAUUUUAAGAUGAGGGACGUGUGCUUGGCCACGGCGGCUAAUCCGACGGUGACGGGAGCUGUGGAAAUGGAGUCCGUUGACCGGAGGACUAAGAUUGUGGCCAUUGAUGGCGGAAUUGCGAUGAAUAAUCCAACGGCUGCCGCUAUUACGCACGUGUUGAAUAAUAAACUGGAGUUUCCGUUUUGUAACGGCGUCGAGGAUCUCGUGGUAGUAUCGUUGGGUAACGGAGAGUCGGAUUACGGCGUUGGGUCAAAACGAAGUCCGUUGCCGUCGCAAUCCUUGAGAAUUGCUGGUCAAGGUGCUUCGGAUAUGGUUGAUCAAGCUGUUUCCAUGGCAUUUGCUCAAAGUGGGACAAACUAUUAUGUCAGAAUUCAGGUAAAUGGGAUAAUAGCGAAAAGCGAGCAAGGGAAGCUGGAGAAAGCAAUGAAAGCAAAGAAGAAAGAAGAAAUAUUAUGUGCAAUAGAGGAAAUGUAUUCAAAAAACACAUAUGAGUCCAUUCUUUUCCAAGGGAAAAGGAUGGUGGAAAGCACAAAUUUGGAGAAGCUAGAGCUCUUUGCAGGAGAAUUGUUCAAAGAGCAAGAGAGAAGAAAAACAAGCAUUCUUCCAACUGUUGUGUUGAAGCAUUCAUUUCCAACACCAAGAACUUCAUCUGCCACAACUUUAUCGACUCUAUCUUCUCCCUGCUAAUUCGGAAUUUUGAGAAAAUUUCCGAUGCGAUUGAUUAGGGUUGAGUUAUGAUCGAUCAAGAUUACUUAAUGAAUAUAUAUAUUUGCAUUUGUUGCCGCUCUGGAUAAAGUUUAAGAUGUUUUUGUCCGAGCCGAGCUACUGAGUUUUUCGAAUUAAUUUUUAGUUUGAUGUGUGUAUAUAUAUAUAAUGAUUGAUUGUAAUAUAAGUUAAAGCUUGUAAUUUGCUACAAAUGUUAUUCAAAUUAAUCUCUUGUUUAGGCUUAAA
Molecule: messenger RNA, 1661 nt
Organism: Mangifera indica (mango)
Lineage: Eukaryota; Viridiplantae; Streptophyta; Magnoliopsida; Sapindales; Anacardiaceae
Product: patatin-like protein 7
Exons: 3
Coding region: 123-1397 (424 amino acids)
Biological process (GO): lipid metabolic process
Source: RefSeq, a predicted model, not a curated record